This is a messenger RNA of Hymenoscyphus albidus, 387 nucleotides long. Lineage: Eukaryota; Fungi; Ascomycota; Leotiomycetes; Helotiales; Helotiaceae. The record is from the annotation of a GenBank genome assembly.
AUGCAUUUCCGAUAUCUCCUUGUUGCCGCUUCUGUGUCUAUAGCAACUAGCGCUGGUGUUGCUGCUGGUCAAGGUUAUACGUGGGCAUAUUGUUAACAGCAAGAUGUCGGUCUUUGUAUUUCUCUUCCUACUACUUAGAUAGCAUCGUUGAUUUCUCAUUAGGGGACCGACGACAGUCGAGCCACGUUUCUUGGAUGCAAGGGCCAACAAGAACAAUGUACCGCUGUAUGGCUGUGACGAUUGCAAGUUUGUGGACGCUGUUACGGAAGUCGAUCGUAUUGCAAAGUGUCGAAGUGCCGGAAAGAAGAUGCCGCCCAAGGUUGUAAGUUUUGAUAGAUUACCCCCUCGCCUUUGGUUAUUGAUAAUACGAAACUAAUCGUAUUGUAA